Molecule: messenger RNA, 967 nt
Organism: Physella acuta
Lineage: Eukaryota; Metazoa; Mollusca; Gastropoda; Physidae
Product: synaptotagmin-C-like
Source: RefSeq, a predicted model, not a curated record
GUGAAGGUCGAGAUGUACGUCAACGGUAUCCGGGAGGGCAAGAACAAGUGCAAGGUCAGACAGAACACGCAGGACCCCGUCUGGCACCAUCAGGUCGUGUUCGAGGUCAACCGGGAAAACCCCAAACUGCUGGGUCACGUGUUCGUCUUUCACGUGCUGCACAAGGACAUGAUGACCGGGGUCCACAAGAUAGGACAGGUUGACCUGGGAUGGUAUAGCCACGGGGAACAACUGGAGCACUGGUACGAGAUAAUGGAACACCCCCACCGAUCCACGGACAACUGGCACCCCAUCAUCAAAACUGGCAAGAUUACGUCAUGACCGUUCGGAUAAAGCCAACAAAAAAACAACAAAAGACCUGGUUAAGAAAUAGCUUUCACUUCACGCCAAAUGGAUACGCUUUAGUGCGUUUUACGUCAUUUGCCCAAAGUAUUUCAGUUCGAGGCUAUUUAACCCCGUUAUUUCAAAACAAUCGUUAAAUUAAUUUUGAAAAAUAUACAUGUACACAUUUAAACAUGCUUUUUAUUUUUAUACUAAAACCAGUUUUACAAUACCAAUAAUUCUUUUUGAAAAUUUUGAUUUUCUUUUUAAAAUGAUAACUUUGCUAGACAAUUAAAUUUAAUGAAAACUCCAAAUCUCACCUCCUGAAAAAAAAUUAAAAAAUUAAUUUCUGCUGCUGUUGUAAGUUAUCUAUUGUGUUAUCAUCGCCAUAUCAUGUACACAAAAUAUUUUUAUUGAUGUGGUUUUUUAUGUUUUGAUAACAUGUGAUUUUUAUAGAAUGUCGGUUGAAAAUUCAAGUAGUUAUCAUUGAUGGAUGUACGAAAUAACGGCUCAAGUCUAGUGUAAGAUUUUUAAGGCUGUGAUCUAAACAGCUUUACUAUUGCUAUUUUUGGAACUCCAUUGUCUUAGGCUGGGCUGCUGAUUACUUGUUGGUUUUGUGAAGUCUAGAAUGUAAUCAUGACGUCAU